CUAGGCAGGAAGCAGUCUGCAGGGAGUACUGGGAGUAUGUGUUCGUUUGCGAGAGUGGGGUCCCCCAAACCUUUGCAAACUUCAGCUUCUCCGUUAGAGAUGAGUUCCCUGAGAAGGACGAGAGCACCUGAAAUCUCGGAACUUGGACUCACCGCAGAGCAAAAGGACGAUAUAAGAGACAGGGUACUUAGGGGAUCAAAAUCUCCCACGGAGCUGGGGUUCGAAUUGAGACUAGAACAAGAUCGAAGAUGGAGGGAGAGGAUGGCAUCAUCAGGAGCAAAAUCGCCACCUUGCCAUGCUCUUGGAGUGGGGUUAGAAAGACAUACUAUUUCUGGGACCCCCACAGAGAUGGGUAAUUUAGGACUCCACAGAGGUUCUGCCUUCCAGGGAUCAAAACCUCUGGGUGUGUUACCAGGAAGAGUGGGGCCAGAAAACAAGGGCCUUCCACCUUGCCUUCGCUACGGAGGGUCACUACACCCUCCUUUGGGCACAGUACAUGCAAGUCCACUGGCGGCAGAGAGCAUCAGGAGGCCUCUAGCCUGGGGUUCUGCCUGGACGGAUGCUGUAGUGGAAAAGCAACCUGUUGUAGGCUUGGAACUGAAAAAAGAUCUGGAAAAAGAACCCACCUGUGUCGCGGUGAACCCCUACACAGAGAUGCCCCCUAAGGAGGUAGACAUCGGGUUGCCACAAACCCAGGAAUCAGAUGAAGCCAAGAAUACAGAGCCUCUAAUAUGUCUAGUAAGAGAACCUUCUGAAUGUCCAUUUGCCCAACGACCGGAAGAGAAAAAGGAGCCGGUCAGCACCGAACCCGGAGUGGAGCCUCCAGGGAACAUCAGGCCCAUAUACUCAGGGAAAUUCUUUGAUCGGGUGCCUUGCUGGCCAAGUGCAGGAAAAGUUAAGCCAGUUGGCUACCGAGUUGCAAACUGUUUGACUGAGAAGCUUCCGAGGCUAAUGACUCCCCCAGAGGCAAAGAAGUAUUUCAACUUCAGAUAUCCACCUGCUGGAGCAGAAAGAGUAUUUUAUGGCAGAGCAAAUGACCCUCAAAUUGCACCUUAUUUGACACAUGGACUAAGAUCUAAAAUCUCAAUGCCGGUGGGCUCAUUGAUAAACCCACAGCCUAUUACCACGUUUCAACAGAAAGUUAAAGACAAAAAAGAAUCUAUAUAUUUUAGCCAUCAACGAGCACCAUUGGGAAAAUCUCAUGAUCAAACACCAGGAUUGCCUAAAGGAAUGGAUGUGAUCAACACAACAUUAGGGACACCGACUAUCAGAGAACUGUCUGUUCGUGACACUGUGAAUCCAUCAAAAUCCUUCGAAGAUGUGCUUAAAGAAGGACAGGAAGGACAUGAUUUGUACACCGUCUCUCACAAUGAUUAUUUUGCAGGAGAAGCAAAGAACCGAAAGUAUAACCCGGCAAGUUUCCAUAGGUUUAACUUGUACGGAAUCCCAACGCCUCACUCUAAUGAUGGGCGCACCAUGGCUAAAGCUUUACAUUGGCUCCAUGAACUACAAAUGGAAAGAGGAGCAAAAAUUGUGUCCAAAAGAGUUGAUGACUUCAGAGAGAAAUUUCAACACAAACUUGGAAAAGUUUUAGACCCCAUUGCAGAAACGAUGAAUGUUCCCCCAGGGCACACAUUUGGAAGUUGCCUCCAACCUGAGGAAUAUGGAGCUGGUGAUCUCAUCCAUUAUAGAGGUCCAGAUGAAUAUCUUCGUGGGAAGGACCACCAGAGAGCCCUGGUUGCAGCUGCUCGCCACCACUUGAAGAAAUUUAAUCACCAGCACUUUGACACUUUGCUGGGGGCUUUCAGGCACUAUGACAAGAAGGGAGAUGGGGUGAUUGACAGAGCAGAACUUCAUGAAGCUUGUGUCCAAGCCAACCUGCAUCUAGACAAGAUGCUCCUGGACCAUCUGUUUGACUACUGUGACGUGGACCAGGAUGGCUUGAUUAACUACCUGGAAUUUGCCAAUUUCCUUAACUGGAAAGACAGAAUACCUCUCACAGAGUAUGAGAAGAGAGUCGUUGUUAAAGGUAAAAAACCAGACUGUGAAAACGUUACUGAGACUAGCAUGGGAGAAGCUGAACCAAGUCUUCUGAUAAAUCCUGAAGACAUUGUCCCCAAAGAACCUGGAAGUUCAGAAGAGACUCUCCGGACAAUCCAGAGACCAGGUGACAAAGUUUCUCACCAGUAUAAGACAACGUCUUCUGAGAUCAACGCUGUUGUUGGAGCUGUUCCCUCGAUGUGUUACCCCAUCUAUGGCGUUCCAACCAUUCGAUCUGACAUCCCUGCUCCCCGGAUUCGUCGAGUCAGUGACAUGAAUAACUACGGCGACGAAGGCAAUGCUUACUCUCUGCUGCACCCCUCCAUCUUCUCCCAGAAAGGUGUAUUUGAGAGAGACUUCUUCAAGACCAGGUCAAAGGAAGAGAUUUCAGAUAUAUUAACUAACAUUGGAGUCAAGCUUUCUGAGGAAGAAUUUGAAAAUGUAUGGAAUCUUGCUUCAAAAAAACACCAGCGAGGAGAAGUUUGUGUUGAAACUAUCAGGAAUGUUCUAGAUGAGCUACUGCAUGCAGACCUCUUCAAGUGUAAAACGGCCUUGUAAUAUUUUUGGGAACUUACACAUUUAAGCAAAGCAGAUUAAAUCUAUAUUCAUCU
Mus pahari (shrew mouse) is the source of this 2651-nucleotide messenger RNA. RefSeq names its product EF-hand domain family member B (gene Efhb). Lineage: Eukaryota; Metazoa; Chordata; Mammalia; Rodentia; Muridae. The coding region runs from base 37 to 2598 and encodes 853 amino acids. The transcript has 13 exons. Gene Ontology annotation, molecular function: calcium ion binding. The record is from RefSeq and is a predicted model, not a curated record.